Triticum dicoccoides is the source of this 1297-nucleotide messenger RNA. RefSeq names its product CASP-like protein 4A2. The transcript has 3 exons. The coding region runs from base 51 to 1049 and encodes 332 amino acids. NCBI's taxonomy places the organism in Eukaryota, Viridiplantae, Streptophyta, Magnoliopsida, Poales, Poaceae. The record is from RefSeq and is a predicted model, not a curated record.
AACCCCCAUUCCCCUCCCAAGCCCCAACCAACCUUUCCUCCCCCAAAACGAUGGCCGAGGUACAGCCGUCGCCGCCGCCGCGCGCAGCCGGCGGCGAUCCCGAGGAUCCGCCCCUGCCGCCGCCGAUGCCUCCGCAGCCGCAGCCACAGCCGCGCGAGGGGGGCGGCAGCCGGUCGGAGGACGAGGAGGAUCCCCCCUCCCCGCCGCUGCCUCAGUCCACCACCGUCCCCAUCUCCAACGCCGCCCAGUACAUCCCGCGCGUCUCGGACCACACGACCAGCGCCGGGGGCGACGGCCGGUCCUGGUACUCUUGGAACGGCCGCACCAAGGACCGCCGCCGCCAAACACCCCCUCCUCCCCAGAGGCAGUACCCGCAGUCGCAGCCGUACCCGCAGGCGCGCCCGCAGCCCCAGCAGUGGGUCACGCCGGAGCCGAAGCCGCGGCCGCAGCUGCCGCACGUGGCGGACUCGCCGCCUGUGCAUCCCGCGCGGGCCGCGCCAUCGACGGUGCCGGCGCCGGGCCCGGUCAGGUCCGUCGAACGGGACCGCCGGGCCGUGCCCGACAUCAUGUACAGGAAACGCCGCACGGCGACGCUGCAGCGCACGGCGCUGUUCGCGCGGCUCGUGGCCGCGGCGCUCUGCCUGGCGGCGCUCGCGGUGCUCGCCGCCGACACCCGCAAGGGCUGGGCCCUCGACUCCUACAGCAACUACACCCAGUUACGGUACUCGGAGGCUAUCAACGUGAUCGGAUUCGUGUACUCGGUGUUCCAGUUCUUUGCACUAGCGUUGCACUUGACGAGAAAGAGACAUUUGAUUCCCCGGCCCAAGGGUGAUUAUUUCGACUUCGCCAUGGAUCAGGUCCUCGCAUACCUCUUGAUAUCAUCAUCGUCAUCAGCAACCGCGCGAGUAAGUGAUUGGAUCGACAACUGGGGGAGCGAUACUUUCCCGAAUAUGGCAAACAGCUCCAUCAUCAUAUCUUUCCUGGCAUUUGUAGUUUUUGCCAUCAACUCCCUCAUCUCUGCGUACAAUCUGUUCCGCCGAGAUCUUUAGCUGCGUCUAACUAUUAUUAACAGUUACAUGUUGUCGAUUUUUCAUUUCUGGACGAAGAUUCCAGUGCAGACUUUGUUGUGUUGUAAAUGUGUAUGAUCGAAUGACUGCAAGUGUUGAGUUUUAAACUUCCAGUAAAGAUAUGCAUGCGUCCAUAGCUGCUGCUGCAUGUUUAUAUGUAAUCUACAAAUUUCUGAAAAUUACAAUAUUGUAGCACCUGUAUUUUGUUCAAGAUAUGUUGUUUUGGACAA